Molecule: messenger RNA, 9426 nt
Organism: Anas platyrhynchos (mallard)
Lineage: Eukaryota; Metazoa; Chordata; Aves; Anseriformes; Anatidae
Gene: WDR25
Product: WD repeat domain 25
Molecular function (GO): protein binding
Source: RefSeq, a predicted model, not a curated record
GUCGUCCGAUGCGGUUUAGCGGCUUCUUUGCAGUGUCCCGCAGCAAGGUGUUGGUUUGGCAUCCCGAUACCUGCAGGGAGGGGCCCCCUGCUUACCCCAGAGCCUCGCGCUGCCUCUUGUCUGUGUGCCUGAAAAUGCAAUAAAGCAGUUUUUGCAAGUCUAACCCACAUCGUAUAUCUUCAUUCAUAGCUUUCUGCCGGAGGUCAGCUUCUUACUAUUGUUGCUUUGGAGAUUCCAGCACUGAGAUUUCUGGUGUCUGCUAUAUCGAGCCAUAAUGAGUUCAUCACUGGUUGCUUAUGAUGAUUCAGACCCCGAGGCAGAAACUGAAAAGACUGAAGUCCCCAGUACUUCUAGCAGACAAACAAGCCUUCCGAGUUCUUCGGUGAAGCCUGUUCAAUGCUUUGCACCUGGUAGUUUGAGAACAAAAUCUACAUAUGAAAUGCAGCCUACUGAGAACACUGACAAUUUUGGCAUAAGUAUUGUUUGUGAAGAUCUCCCUGAGCAUUAUGCACCAAAUAAUAACACUGAUUUGACAUCUCCUUACUGUAGGAAAGCAUACUCCAGCCAUGCUGCAUUAUGUGUGCCCUACAAAAACUAUGAACAGACAUCGAGCUCUUCAAGAAAUUCUGGAAAUGGCACUUCCCAAAAGCGAGUGCAUAAAGACAGUCCUACAACUAUAAAAGGAAUUAGACCAUAUAUCCCCAAAAGACUGCGUCAAGAAAGUUCCAGUACCUGUGGAAAAAAAGAGUCUGAUCCAGGUGAAAGCUCAAAUUGUGAUGUGAAGCAAGACGUAUCAGGAGAGCAGACAGUGAGAAAGAUAUCUGAAAUAAUUAAGCCAUAUUUGGGAUCCAAGUAUAAAUUAACUGAAAUCCCCAAAAGCUUAGUGUUUCAUAUGUUUAAACACAGCAGUCCUGUUAAUGAAAUCCAGUGGUGUCCGGUACGAGAACAAAGUCACAUGCUUCUCUCAGCUUCUAUGGAUAAAACAAUCAAGAUAUGGAAUGCUGUAGACACAGGCUGUUGUCUGAAAACAUUUUCCUGUCACUCCUGUGCUGUCCGAGCUGCUCAGUGGUCAUCUUGUGGACAAAGGAUCCUCAGUGGGGGCUUCGACUCCAUGCUGCAUUUAACCGAUGUGGAGACAGGGAAGCAGAUAUUUAGCAGCAAAAAUGAAUUUAGGAUCAGCGCACUGAAGUUCCACCCUACAGAUUCAAAUAUUUUUGUUUGUGGAGGGUUCAGCCCAGAAGUUAAAGCCUGGGAUAUAAGGACUUGUAAGGUGACGAGAGUUUACAAGGCUGCAGUACAACAGACAUUGGAUAUACUCUUUCUCACCGAAGGAAAAGAAUUUCUCACAAGCACGGAUGCAGUGAGCCGGGACUCAGCUGAUCGUACCAUUAUUGCAUGGGACUUCCAAAGUGCUGCCAAAAUCUCCAAUCAGAUUUUUCAUGAGCGUUACACUUGCCCCAGUCUGGCUCUGCACCCAAGAGAGUCUGUGUUUGUUGCUCAGACAAAUGGGAACUAUAUGGCAUUGUUUUCUUCUCAGCGACCUUAUCGAAUCAACAAAAAGAAAAGAUACGAAGGACAUAAGGUGGAAGGAUUUGCAGUGUGCUGUGAAUUUUCUCCAGAUGGAACACUUUUGGUGACAGGAAGUUCUGAUGGCAAAGUGUUUUUCUAUAACUACCAUACUGCUAGGAUUAUUCGCACUCUGUCUGCCCAUAAAGAAGCUUGUGUGAGUGCAAAAUUUCACCCAGUCUUGCCAUCACUCCUUGCAACAUGUGACUGGACUGGAGAAAUCAAGAUCUGGCAAUAACAGGCAGAAAGACUUUUCAGAAUUACUUUUCUCUUUGCCAAAGGUUUUGGUGUUUCAGAGCGAAUAAACCAUGAUAUGCAAUGGGACAUUAUGUUGUGAUGUGCUGUAGGCAGGGGAGAAUGUCAUCUUUACUUCUGUCUGCUAGACAUAUGCCUUCCUAAUGUAGUUAAGAUGGUCUUUUUAGCUGUUGAGCUAAAAAGUGGUUUUCCUCUCUCCCUAGGCCUUGGUAAAACAUUUCUGCCUCAUGUCAGUGUUCUGGUGCUCAUCUAACCCUACCCUGAUGUGAGAAGCUAAACCUGAAGAAAAUUAUUGCUCUUUCUAUGUAGCUUUUUACUGCAGCUUUCUUAAACCAGAUUUUCAUUAGUUUAGCUCCUGGUCACUAAUGUGGUAGACAAGCAAAAUAGUGUAGGUCAAGGCAAAACAGCUUCUACUUGCAAGAAAGGGGUGAUCAUAGGGCAGGUGGGACUGCCUCUUUUGGAAACAGGUAGGCACUACCAGCUCAGCUUAUUGUAAAAUGCUUUCUGAGGGAUCUAGAGAAAGAACUUGGAGCUAAUUUUGAAGCCAAUGAAUCUGUGUUCUCUACAUUCCCAUCUUUGAAUUUUGAACAUUUAUGAAUUUUUAACCUGAACUUAUGACUGUAUAUAAACAAAACAAAACUAAACUAUAUGUAAAUGUUUUUAAUUAAAACAACCCAAAACAUAUUUAUAUUUUUUUUUUACACAUGGUGUUUGUAUUUCACUGUUUCACUCUUAUUCUUCACAAAUAGAAAGUCUCUUAGACCAUAACUGUAUUUACAUUCUCAUGUAUAACUUCAUAUAUUCUUCUGAUUUGUUCUGAUUAACACAAAUACAAAGUGAGUUUGUUUUUUAUACACUAUUUUUCACAUGCUUAAACUGGAUUAAUUAAAUUAAUUAAAUUAAAUUAAAUUUAAUUUAAAUUAAAUUAAACUGGAUUUUUCAAGGAAAAAAUUUCAGAAGUCUUGCAAAGAGCAUGUUCCAACUAAGAAAUGUGCAAAAUGUGCUCCGUUGGUUUGUGGUCUGUGUUCCCUGUAGGUUAUAGUAAGAAAUAAGCCUGUACUAAAGCUAUGGAUCCAAUUAUCCUCUGAUUUUCAUAUAGUUUGAAAUCCAUAUAAAAAUAUUUUGACUGCAUUAUUUUAAUAGCCUUAUCAACAGCUAUGAUAGAUUUUAACACAGGGUAUUAGAGUUUAGUGAUCCAUGCGAGGUAGUGCAAUUUUUUUUUGAGACUGUUCUCAAUUUUUGCUUCCUUGUUUGGCAAUAAGAUAUUUGACAUAAGCCUGAAUUUUGCAUUUCUCCUCUAACGUACAAGCCAGCUGCUCAGUGAUUUGAGGGGUUACUGGUAAUUAGAGCUGUGGUACUGGUGUUUAUGGAAUUCUUCUAGAACAACUUCAUAAAUUCAGAAGGAGUUCAGCUGAAAAUGAAGUAGUAGAUGCAGGUAUUUGGGCAGAGUGAAUCACGACUGCAUGACAUUACCUAGGAGAGUGGCUCCUUCUCUCCAGGUAUUUCAAUUCUAAAGAUGCUCUUGCGAUUUUAAAACUUCUGGCAAUCAAUUCUGUUAAUGUGAAGGACGGGCAGCCAAUGCAGCCAUGUGAUACAUGCUAUUAUUCUCUACAAUAGAUUAUCUUGGGCUGUGAUAUGGUUAAAUACAGCAGAGAGAAAUGCCUCUGAAAUAAAUGUGAGCUCAUGGUAGCCUACUUGAUGACUGUUAUAUAUCUGAAUGAGCUCUCGGCACAUUCAGCUUCAGCUGAGAACACCUCUGGAUGGAGUGAAAGAUCUUGAGAUAGCAGCAUUUGAAAAUCACUGAGCGUAUUGUACAGAAAAGUAACUUCAUCUUGUAAUUCCACCCAUGUUGUUGCUUGUUUAAUUUAUGUCCUGAGGCAUGAUUCUAGUGUCUGGCAUAUAUCCUUCCUGAAAUUAUCUUGCAAGUAUAAUUUUAGACCAUUUAUAGGGGGGAAAAAAAAAGCUUAAUUUUGAUUAAAGGUAGUUGAGGAAAAUAAAAGAAAUUUGAUACUGUAUAAUCUUAAAGAAUAUUAAAAUUGGAAUUGCAUUUGUGUUAGAUUUCCAAGAUGGUUGGAGUUUUAAUUACUUAUGAGAUCCAGCCAACAGUUUUAUAAUGCAAUGAAAUUAUGUUCACAGCAUUAUCUUGUUAAAAUCUCUUUCUAAUAUAAAACUGAUUAAGACAAGAGACUGAAAUUUAAUCAUUUGAAAUAUUUUAGCAUAGUGGUGUCAAUUAAGUUUUCAUUAUGAUUCAAAGACAAAUUCUUCCUUGUAAUCUUAUGUAAUGAACUGUAAUCAAAAAAUAUCCACAUUGCUCCAUCAUUCUGCAAUUACCAAAUACUGUUUGGGCUGCAAACAAGGAUCAUUAUGGUCAGAUGAAGCUUUUAGAAUGUAAUGAAUUGUUGGUUAAUUAAUUUUAUUCAUAAAAUUGUAAUCUAGAAAUGUUUGAAUCUUGCUUUAGGAGUAAUUCUUCAAGCUUUAUAUAGAGCUUUCUAGGGCAUUGUGUGUUAGAGCUAAGCUGGAGAUCUUCACCAUUUUGAAAUGGUUAGGCUCUUUGCAUAAACAAGCUGGGUUCAUUUUAAUCUAUUUUGUACUGUAUCAAAAAGUAAUAAUGCCAUUCUCUACCACAUUAUUAUUUGGUACUGAAGCGUUAUUAAUUUGGGGUGUCAGAGGAUGCAAGCUAUUCAACUGUGUCUUUAUCUCAAAAACCUGCUAAUUAGCAGACAGUUAUUAGAAUCGUUGUGUUCACUCAGAUGAAAUACUGUUGGUGAGUCACUAUAUACCUCAACGAUAGGCCUAAUCACGAAAAUAGGGUAUGGCAUUACAACGGGAUGACUCUUUUUGUAAAUUUUUAUUCUUUCAGGCGAAUUUUUAGCAAUAAGACUAUGGCAGAACAGAGCAAAAUUAGAAGAUCAAAAAAUUGUGGCAUCUCAAGUUUUCCACUAUCCUAAUAUAAAGACUUGGACUGCAUUCAACCAAAAAUAUUUGUUCUGCUUUUGCCUACUCUUAAUUUUGAACAGUCCUUGCUCCUCCUAGACACUUCUUUCAUCCUCACCAUUUAAUUUUCAGUUAUUCUGUCUUCAUUUCAGCACCUUAUCUUAAUUGAAAUAUACAACAGUCUAUACACUUACACUGUAUUUGUCCUCUCUUUGAGAAAUCUCAUUUUGCUGUGCUCUCUGACUUGUGGCUUUAAGGCUUUCAUUCCAGCUGUCCUUAGAAAGGAAGCUAGAAAUCUCAGGAUACUGCACCUCUGUUCAUACUUUUCUGUUUUCCAGCUUUAAUGAGGUUUCCUACUUCUGGAGAGUCUCCCCUCUCUUAUCCUCUCUUCUGUCUGCUUCUGUCUGCUUCUUUUUCUGUCUUUGAUUACAGAUUACUUUGAUUUACUGUCUUGGAGAUUCCCUGCUGCACCUACGAGGUGUACCCACUUAGUUUGUCAGGAGUGCACUUUUUGGAAAAAGAAAGCAAACAACAUCUCCCAGUUGUUGCCACUUAGAAUGCUUUGGCUCACAGAACACACAAACUGCACUUUUGAAUGAAACUGAGAUGAGCUCCAAAAGCAUGUUUAACAUCUCACAGCUGCUGGAAUGAGACUAGAGAUGGUCCAAAGUACAUUUGUGCCCCCCAUGCCCCUGAAUGCAUGUAGUUAAUAUGCAGUGUUUUCAGAAGUAAAUGAAGCAAGCUUACUCCUGUAGGGUUAUACUGCUUGCUAAUGUAAAUAGCCAGCAGUUUGAAAGUUUUUGGAACAAAAACCAGCCACGUUUUUAGAAGCAUUUGAUGUCCAGUGGUAGUAAAACUUUACAGUAAAGCCAGCUGACCAUGUCCCAAACCUGAUGGAUUCUGCUGCAAGUGCGAAUGGCUGAGUUAGGGCAGAGCACUCUAGUCCAUAACAGGAAUGAUGGGUCCAUAGAUGGGUAUAUCUCUGCCUUUGCUGGCUUUAUAUAGAAAUUUAAAAGAAUUAGGCUCAUUCACCUCCCUUUGCCAGUCCCGUGGAUAUCGUUCUGCACAGGCUUAUUUAGAAGCCUAAGAAUACCUACAUACUCUGUAGAAAUGAUAAAGUUUCAUCCAAAUGUAAUCCAGGCUACAUUUUCUCAUUUUUGUAUAAGUGCCUAUUAAAAUCAAUCUAAAUAUUCUCACAGGAGCUCUUUGGAGUAGGUUGAAAUUCACUGAGGUUGAAAAUGCCUGAAGUGACAGUCCAGACAACUUCAGGUCAGAUCCAUUUGUCUCCAGUUUUCAUCAGGCAGGGCCACAAAACUCAGGUAAUGAUUCUACUUCUGAGUAAGAUUUAUACCAGCUAGCUGUUGGAAGUGUGUCCUUAGAAGAGCAAUUUGUGUAACUUGUACCUGAGCAUACUGUCCCCGGUACAGACCUGGUUACCUUGAGAGAUCAAUUUUCUUGCAUUCAGGUUGCUACUACUCUUUUACAAACAAGCAGUGAAGAAUUGCCUCACAAUAUCAGUUGGAUUUAUCUUCACCUGUGAACUGUGUUAUUUUUCAAGUUUCGCUGUAUAACUACCUCCUUUGUUACUUUCCUAUUGUGUGGUACAAGUAAAUUGCAGAGUCCUUCUACCUCAAAGUGCAUAAGUAAUGAUCUAAGGUGAAUAUUCGCUAAAGAAUUUCAUAUCUUAUAAAACAAAUGAGUUAUUUUGAUUCCCUUUCCUUGUUUUGUUUAUCUUUCUUGUUCCCAAAGAGAAUUUCUUAUAAGUAAAGAUAAAAGAUGUGGCAGCCCCAUCUAGUCUGGAUAGUUAAUUUGCAAAUCUUUGCUAUUUGUUUUAAUACAUGCAAUUACUUGAAAGGCAAUAACAAUCUCAAAUUGUGUACUGCUUUGAGUACAGAAAAUGAAGGUGCUCUUAUGCAAUUAAUAUGAAGCAUGUGGUCUGUGAAUUUCAGAUAUGAUGGACUAAUUUUUUUUUCUUGUUACAGCCUCAAGCAGAUAAUAUUUUGACCAGGUAUCUGGGCAAAAACUGUUCAGUGAAAUCUUAAACAUAUCCCAUACCCCAAAACUCACAACUCACCCACAGAUCGAUCUUUCUUUUCCUUCCCUCCUUCCCUCCUUCCUUCUUCCAACAUGUUUUUAAUUCUCUGAUUUAACAAGGUUUUAUGAGAGAUUUUUGAAUUUUUUUCCUACAAGACUAUAAUGCCAGUAAGGGAAAAAGACACAGGGUUCCUUCUGCAAGUACGCGCAAGGAAGGGACAUUUCUGCUUGGAUCACUGGUACUAAUCUCAAGCUCUGUUCAUUUUUUUUCCUGCUUUUGAAUGCCUUAAGAACUAAGUGGCUGUUAGUAAGCAGUCAGGUGAAUCACAUCCUAACGUAAAAAGAUAUGAGUCAUUGCAUAUCCUCCGUAGGACGCAUAGUAUGCACAGAUCUGAAAAUAUACAGAAAUUCCUUUUUUUUUUUUUUUUUUUUAUCUGAUGCCAUUUGUAUAUCACAGAUUAUAAAGCAAAGAUUAAUACCAAACAUCUAAAUCCUACAGUCUGACUCAAUUCUGCAAUGCUUUAAAUAGUGCUUAAAUAGAGCAUGUGCUUGGCUUUCUUCAGAGGUGCACACCUACAGCGGGAGGAAUGGGUGACGGCACACAGUAAGGAGCACAGCCUGUGGAAGCUUUGUAGAAUAUUAGGAGAUUAGAGGGAAAAGGAAGAAUGUUCUUGGAGGAUGAGUAGUAGUGUCAAAAGAAAGGUAGCAUAAGACAAGAUACGAGAAAGAGGAGAUGAGAGCAGAGCAGAAUGGAUGGUAACUCAUCCCAGAACAUGAGGAGAUGUGAAGAGCUUAAUGCUAUUUGCAGCUGGAUAUGCAGCACAGCUGUGACAGAGACCAGCCCAUGAAAGUGAAGACAAAUAUGAGAUGUGAAUACAUCAAGCUGGGAGGCCUGGGAAGACAUUUAGAUUUCAUAGGUCGUGUCUGCUAGGGAAGGACCCGUUGUGUCCUUCACCAGGAGGGUGGCUGUUGAGGAAGCUUGAGCAGGCUGUGGUUGCGCAAGUUGAAGUCCAUGAAGUCCAUGCUGGGCAAGUGAACACCAUGAAUUAGGAGCUACUUGACCUUGGCCUCUCUAUAUUUCCAUUCUUAACAAGGUCUCAAGCUGCUACAAAUAGGGAUAACUCUGUGGUCCUUUUAAGAUCUUUCUGCAUUCAUGCUGUGAGUUUGCUAGAGCUGUGGAGCUGCAGCAGCCUGGUGACAGCCUCUGUCUAAUUAAUCUGCCUCUGCGCUGGUGUUGCUGCUGAGGCCCCAUUGCUUCAAUAACCAGAAUGGAGGGUUUUUCUUCAGCCCAUACUGCACCUAUCUGCAAAACACAAUGUAAGUUUGCCAUAAGUUUGGGGCUGUGCUUGAAGGACAGCCCUGCAGCUGCUUAGUUUCAAUUAGUAAACUCUGUCUCUGCUAUCACAGCCUGGUCUUGGCUGCUUUAACGUUAAGUGAAUUGCUGAACUCACCUCAGGAGCUGUGUACUGCCUUGGGUAAUUGGAGUUUUGAGAGCUUUAUGGGGAAGGCAGCAGAGGCAAGCAUUGCAUCAUUAAAGUAAAGACAAUGCUUUUGGGAUUCAAACUUCUGAUAUAAUUUACAUUAGAACCUCGGGUCUGUACUUCAGAAACUCAAUUUUUAAUAAUCUUUUUAUUAAUGACAUAUAUAAUAUUUUCCUUGUUUAUUGAACAUGCCAACCAAACUGCCACAUUAAUUAUGCACCUUUAGGGAUUUUUGCUGUUUGGUUUCUGAAUGCACUUCAGAGAGAGGGAGGUUCAGAACUGACAAGGUCUGACAAGGUCUCUCUGAGGGAAUCAGCAUUUUCUCCUCUUACUUUUACAAUUGCUUAUGCUAAGAUGAAUGUUGUCUUUGGUUCAAAUGAAUUAAAUGCCACUAGAAUAACUGCAAAUGUGUUCUUUUUAACAAAGUUAAAAUGUGGCACAAUGUAAUUCUUGGUUUAAAUUUUGACCAAUUCUUUAGCAUUAGUACAAAAUUCUUGUCUUCAAAUUGAGAUGAGCUCAUGCAAAUACUCAACGUGCAAAGUGGCUUUCUGAAUGGCAUUUCGCCUGAUGAAAAAUCCUGCUUUCUUGUUCUAGUAUGUGUGUUUGGUGGAUUUGGGCCUAAGCACUGGAGAGAGAAACAAAAUAAAGGUAUAAGUAGUGGGUAGCACUGAGGGGACUUCCUUUUCUCUACCCUUCCCUUUUCAGUAUACUCUAAAGAAUGCUGAAGCGUUCCCUCAAGGAAUACAGUCCUAAAAUCCCCAGGAUGUUGACCUUUGCAAUAUGUUUUAACAUGCUUUUUACUUAGGUGUCUGUCAAGGGAGACCUUUGAAUGAAAUUGUAUGCUUCACAAUCUGCACCAAAAUCUUACAACAGCAACUUUAAUAGGUUUACAGUUGUACUUGAUCUCAGAGGCAUUUUCCAACCUAACAGAUUCUACAGUUCUAUGACUUUGUUCAAGUUAGGGGGCUUUUCUCAACAUAGUUCUUCACCAAAUUCCUCUAGCUUAAUAAAUUCCCAUUAGUUUUUCAUAAGUUAUUACUGAACCCAGGACCUUCAUUGAAGGUGGCAACUGUAUGAAACAAUACAAAAGAGUUUUGUAACAGAAUGUGUCAGAGUAGAAUUUUGGCAGUAAUUUGAGUAAAUUUUGGUGAAAAUA